AUGUCCGGUACAUCAUCAUACAAUAAUGAGAAAGUGGUGCAAGGAGAAGUUGAAUAUCCUGCUACCGAUCCGGCCUCCGGGGCUUUCUUUCAGCCAGAUUACAAGAAAAAUGAAGACCUAAAGCUGAUGUUGGACGGAUCAAAAGACUCUCUCAAACUAGAGGCCAUGAAAAGAAUUAUUGGCUUGAUUGCAAAAGGAAGAGAUGCAUCUGACUUAUUUCCAGCAGUAGUGAAGAAUGUUGUAUCAAAGAAUCUUGAAGUGAAGAAGUUGGUGUAUGUGUACCUGGUCAGGUACGCUGAGGAGCAACAGGACUUGGCGUUGCUAUCCAUCAGUACAUUUCAACGAGCUCUAAAGGAUCCAAACCAGUUGAUCCGAGCCAGUGCUCUACGAGUCUUAUCAUCUAUCAGAGUGCCAAUGAUAGUUCCUAUUGUAAUGCUGGCUAUCCGAGAUUCCGCUAGUGACAUGAGCCCUUAUGUUAGGAAAACGGCAGCACAUGCUAUACCUAAGCUAUAUAGCUUAGAUCCAGACCAAAAGGAAGAACUGGUGGCCAUAAUAGACAAGCUUCUAUCGGACAAGGCCCCGCUAGUGGUCGGAUCAGCUGCUAUGGCUUUUAAUGAAGUCUGUGGGGAUCGGAUGAACUUGAUACAUAAGAGUUACAGGAAGCUAUGUCUGUUGCUAGCUGAUGUUGAUGAGUGGGGCCAGUUAGCACUCCUGAAUGUUCUAACAUACUACGCUAGGACAUGCUUCCCUGACCCUAACAAUGAGGCAAUCAUAAUCAAAGAAGUUCAUUUGAUACAUAUACUAGUAAAAUUAACAAAUUAUUUUAGUGAAUUCAUUGAUCAAAGUUGUUCCAGCGACAGUGACAAUUCGUCGGGUCGUCAUUCCCCUCGCGUGGAGGCAGAUCUACGUUUAGUUCUGAGAGCAGCUAAACCACUGUUACAGAGCAGAAACUCCGCUGUAGUACUUGCAGUCGCACAAUUGUUCUACCACUGCGGACCAAUCCAGGAGUUCCCCCCAGUGUCCAAGUCUUUGGUCCGUCUUCUUCGCGGGCCGUGUGAGGUGCAGAGCGUAGUGCUCAAUACUAUCGCCUCACUGACAGACCACAACCCGAAACUGUUCGAGCCGUACCUCAAGUCAUUCUUCGUGCGUAACUCGGACCCUACUCACAUCAAGCUGUUAAAGCUGGAGGUCCUCACUAACCUAGCUAGUGAGAGCAGCUCGGCCGUGCUGCUGCGGGAGUAUCAAAGCUAUGUUAGCUGUGGGGACGCCAGCUUGGCAGCUGCUACCAUACACGCCAUCGGCCGACUGGCGCUACGGGUCACUUCGCAAACAGAUACUUGCCUACAUGGGCUAUUACAGCUACUGUCUAGCAAAGAUGAGUGGGUGGUGUGCGAGGCGGUGGUUGUAGUGAAGCGCGUGGUGUGUGGCGGGGCGAGCUCCGCGCGGGCAGCAGUCAGCAGGGCUGCCAAGCUACUCAGAUCUGACCGCCUGGCGGGCGGUGCUCGCGCGGCGGCCGUGUGGCUGGUGAGUGAGCACGGGUCACAACACGCGCGCGCCGCGGCCGUGCUCGCUCAUAUGGCGGGGAGCUUCGCUGAACAGGAUGAGCUGGUGAAACUCCAGCUGUUAUCUCUAUGUGUGAAGCUGUGGGUGUCUCAGCCGGCCACGCGGCCAGUGACCCAGUACGUGUUGUCCCUCGCGAGGUAUGACGUCAGCUAUGACGUCAGAGACCGCGCGCGCUUCAUCCGCGGCUGUCUGGAAGGACCUCUAGCGCGAUACGUCACGGAUAUCUUCUGCCCCGACACGCCAAAGCCCAGCGUGCAAGCUAAUAAUAAAGAGCGCACCCAGUACACGGUGGGUUCAUUAUCUCAGUACAUCGGGUCGUGCGCGUGUGGUUACCGACCGUUGCCUACAGCGCCCUCUGCCGACACGUGUGCCGCGCUCAGGGACUCCGCCCCCGCUGAGGCGGAGCCCGACAGAGAGGCCGACCAACAGAAGAACAAGAACUUCUACUCGGAGCCUGGCUCCAGUUCGUCUUCAUCUGAGUCCAGCAGUGAGGAGUCUACAGACGAUGAGGAUUCCAAUGAAGCGGACAACAAACAAGAAAAAACUAAACAAGUCAAUAAUUACAAAUCGUCUUCAUCGGGCACCAGUGAUUCUGAGUCAGACAGUUCGUCCUCACAUAGUGACGAAGACUCAGAAACAGAUCAACAAGACGGAGAAGAGGGGGAGGAUGAAGAACCACCGAACAAACAGGAACCGGAAGUCAAAGAUAAGAACGACAAAUCUAAUCUGGAGCUGCUCUUGGAGCUAGACGAGGUGGCGAGUUCUUUACCCACCAUGACGCCCACGUGUGGAGGGUUCCUGUCACCCACCACACCAACAGAAAACGAGGAUGAUUCCAUAGUUCCCGUGGGUCCAACCCACGUGCCAGUCGAGGUAGAGCUCGUGUCCCGUGUACGGUGGUCCGGCCUGGGGGUCACUCGACGAUGGUUACGGUCGCCACACUUACACUCGGAUAAGAUGGUCGCCGUGCAACUGAAAUUUACUAACCACGGACACGAAGAUGUUGAGGAUAUACGAUUGGAGAAAAAGGAUGUUCCCCCUUCCCGCUCUAUACAGCCGUUCCCGGUGAUUCCCCGCCUCGCACCAGGCUGUUCCUCCACCGGCCUACUGGGGCUGGACUUCGGGGACACCAUACACCCUAUGGACCUUACAUUCAUUAGCUCCAACGGGUCUGUGUGCGUGUCACUGAGCCCGCCGGUGGGCGAGUUGGUCCGCGCGGUGCGAGUGUCGCCCUCUGUGUGGACCAACACAUGCAACGCUUUGCGAGGAAUGAACGAGUGCAGCAAAGAAACCUCAAACCCUGGGGCUGCUAACAUCAGUCGGCGGGUUCUAGAGGCGGCUAACUUGUGUCAACUUGAAGGUUCUGAAGAAUAUAGGUUCAGCGGAAGAAGUAUGAGCUCCCGCUCCUUAAUACUUGUAUCUGUGACAGAGGUCAAGGAAAACCGGUUGAUUGUGGUUGUCCGCUGCGAAAAUAUCGCACUAGCCAACCUUAUGGCCGGACAUAUAGCGAGCGCUCUUGAUGGAUAG
Messenger RNA from Danaus chrysippus (African queen), 3090 nucleotides. NCBI's taxonomy places the organism in Eukaryota, Metazoa, Arthropoda, Insecta, Lepidoptera, Nymphalidae. The record is from the annotation of a GenBank genome assembly.